Hylaeus volcanicus is the source of this 1526-nucleotide messenger RNA. Its product is annotated as general transcription factor IIH subunit 2-like. Gene Ontology annotation, cellular component: transcription factor TFIIH holo complex. The coding region runs from base 116 to 1396 and encodes 426 amino acids. The transcript has 10 exons. Gene Ontology annotation, biological process: nucleotide-excision repair; regulation of transcription by RNA polymerase II. The record is from RefSeq and is a predicted model, not a curated record. NCBI's taxonomy places the organism in Eukaryota, Metazoa, Arthropoda, Insecta, Hymenoptera, Colletidae.
UUUUGGUUGCAAUACAAUUUGAGUUUUGAUGAAAAACAGAGACUUGUAAUUGCUUUAUGCACUAGUUGCAUGACCAUAUCCUUUUUUCAUUCUUUUUCACUGUUCAAAUUUUUCUAUGAUUCCAAAACCACCUGAACCUCUUGUUUUAGAAGAUCUUAUUGAUACUAGUAAAUCGGAUGAUCCAACGGAACCGCUGCAUUCAAAACUAUCGCAUAAUGAAUGCAUUGAUAAUAAUAAUGCCGCAGAUGCUUAUUCAUGGGAAACAGGUUACAAUGCAACGUGGGAUUUAUUUGAAGAAAAGGAUGGUUUUCUGGACUUAUCUAGGUUUUUACAAUCUUCAGAGAAAACUAAACAAAUCUCUAGAGAAACGCUUUGUGAAAAGAACCCUACCGCGCAUCUUUUGAUAAGAAAGGGAACGUUAAGAAAUGUAGUUAUACUUUUGGAUGCUUCAGAAAGUAUGCAAGAAACAGAUUAUAAGCCUAAUCGAAUAUUUGCGGUUCUUUCUGCUAUUGAGGAAAUCCUUCCAAUUUUCUUUCGUUCUAAUCCUUUGUGUCGAGUGGGAUUCAUUAUUUUGUUACAUUCUCAAGGCGUUCCUAUUUGUUCGUUAAAUAAUUCUUUAGAAGAACUUUUGCAAUUUCUAAAGUUACUACGUGAGCGAGAUAUAGCUGGAGGUACCGUGUCUUUACUAAAUGGAUUUAAAAAAUGUGCUGCUAUGUUGUCGUCCACCCCCCCUUAUGCCACCAGAGAAGUUGUCGUUAUGUUCGGAAGUAUUAACUCUUGUGAUUCCGGAAAUAUUCAGUUAAUCCUAAAGAUGUUUGCAACUCAAGGCAUUCAAAUUAGUGUCAUUUCGCUAACACCUGAACUUUUUAUAUUACGUACUGCUUGCACGUUGACCGGAGGAAGCUACAGGGUGGUUAAAUCCCAAGACGAACUUAAGGAGUGUUUAAAAUGUAUUGAAAAUGCCCCCAACUGGACAAACCACGGUGAAACGCGCUUAGUGCCAAUGGGUUUCCCGAAGCCUCUUGAAACGACGAUUGCCACACUAUGUAUGUGUCAUAAUCGUGUCAGUUUAAAAGGAUACUUAUGUCCCCGUUGUCGUGGAAAAGUAUGCUCUGUGCCAACGAAAUGUGUUGUGUGCGACUUACACAUUGCAAGUUUUUUAAACAUCGCGCGAACAACUAAACACUACGCUCCCGUCCUUCGGCAUACUAAUUUGUCUUCUUUCGAAGCGGUUUGUUACAUGUGUGAAACCAAAAUUUGUUCAUCCGUUCAACAAUGUACAAGUUGUGAGAAUUAUUUUUGUCGUGCGUGCCAAGAUUGGCGAGUCUCAGUUUUACAACAGUGCCCCGGGUGUAUGGUCCCAAAACAAACAAUAGUUCCGUUAAAGGAUAUUUAGUCUUUAAAAAAAAUUUUGUUUAAUUAUUAUCUCCAUUCCGUUUCUUUUACUAGACUAACCAUAACAAGAUAGUAAACGUAAAGGGAAAAGCCAUCCUAACAAAGGAACAUAAUUACGAUUAUUAACGCAA